Messenger RNA from Ceratotherium simum simum (southern white rhinoceros), 2319 nucleotides. It is a transcript of the gene C28H8orf48, whose product is annotated as chromosome 28 C8orf48 homolog. Lineage: Eukaryota; Metazoa; Chordata; Mammalia; Perissodactyla; Rhinocerotidae. The record is from RefSeq and is a predicted model, not a curated record.
CCACCUAGAAGCCCGGGGAUUCCGAAGAGCAAGGGGAAUUGGCCCAAACGGACGUCAGGGCUAUGGCCGACCUUUCUGACGAGACCUUCAAGUCCGUUACUGAUGACGUACGGAGUUCUGGUUCAUUCAGCUCUUCUGGAGGACUGCACCCCUGGCCCCAUUCCUCUGGGAGCAACCCUGAGGGUGGAAAGCCCACUACAUGCUUGGAAUAUCGAGACAAACAAUCUGAGCUUUCGGACUACAAAAGUUAUGAAAAGAAGUUCAGUAGAAAGUGGAUCAACUACCUCAAGGGCAAAGAAACUAACUCUGAACAGUACCAACCAGACACUAAACUUCAAACAGAAAUCACUCGGGCAUCUGAUGAAGAACUGAAUGCCCUGCAGUCUUUUUGCACCAUUAAAAUAAACCUGAUCCAUCAUAGAGCGAACUCGAAGGAGAAAAAGAGCAGCAGACAUAAAAAGCUGCAGUUUAGAUUGGAUGCAGAGGCUUCAGAGAGAGAUGCCUUAAACUGUACUGUCCCUGAUGAGCUUUUGAACAGAAUCUAUUUUAAAAACAUGAGGACAACACCAAAACAGGUGGCGACAGCUAAGCAACACAUUUCUUCUCGGUGUCCCAAUUGUAACAGAAAAAGAGCAGAACUGGCCCAAUCUGCCUUCCUGAAACAAAAGAAGACUUUUCUGGAGUCAUUUCUACUCCAAGAGAAAAUAGAUGAACAUCUUCACACUAAAGACUUUCUUACCCUUAUUGGAGAAAUACAUCAAGGCCUUCCCAGGCUCUCAGAUGACCCCAGAAUAAUCUGGAAAAGACUGAAUGAGAAAAGUCAGAUCUGAUACUCUGGUUUUGAAAGGUCAGAUACAGAGCUGAAGAUGUAGCAGAAUGGACAUGGCGCUUGUCAUUCAUCUUUUUCUCUACCACUUCUCAAACUACUGACUCUAACAAACAAGAGAUGGUAUUUAUUAAUGAUAAUGUGUAAUGUAGAUAGAGGUUUCUGUUGUGUAUUUGAAUAAUUAUGAUCAUUUCUACAGACACUUUGGAAACUAACUUAAGACUUCACUAUGCUUCCUUCACAGAUUUGAAGACUAAAAACUUUCCAAUACAUUUUUCAGAUUAUAGAGGGCAACAUUGUAUAUGGAAUAGUGACAAAGUUUUAAUAACAAUCCAGGAGAGAGAUGUUGGUAGAUUGGACUAGGGUUUUGACAGUACAGACAGAAAGAAGUACAGAGAUGUAAGAGAUACUUAGGAAGAAAUAAUUGACAGUCUUUGGUGAAGAAAUGGAUAUGAGGAUUUAAUAAAAGGUAAAUGUUAAGAAUGUUACUACAUUUCUAACUUGUGCACUUGGAUGAAUGAUAAUUUCAUUAAGAUAGGAACAUUGGAAGAGAAUCAUCUUCGAUGGGAGUGAUUAAGAGUGUGAUUAUUUGGACAUGGUUAGUUUGAGGCAUAUUUGAGACAUCCACAUUGAGACGUUAAGGAAACAUUUGGUUAUUUGUGCUUGCAGUCUAAAGGAAUUUCUAGCCUAGAGAUUUGAAAUAGAAGGUGGGGGGUGGGGAUCAUUGACAUAUAGUUGAAAUUGAAGUCAUAGAUUGGGUGAGCACUUCUGGAAGAGAGUAGAGUGAGAAGAGAGGAGGCACUGUGACUAACUCCUGAGAAAUUCAACAGUUAAUGGCUGGGUAGAGGAGAAUAAGCCAGAAAAGGAUGUUGGGAAGAAAUUAUCAUAGAAGGAUAAAGGAAACCAGGAAUGUGUAGUGUCAUAGAGGCCAAGGAAAGAGAAUAUUUCAAGAAGGAUGGAUUAUGGAAGCAUGCCAAUGCAACAGAAAGUUCACAUGAGAUGAUUUAGUCAUGUGUGGGGUUCUGUGGCCUUAGCAACAGCCACUUCACUUACAGAAAUUGGGCAUAUAAAGUGGAUUGAGGCAUAAAUGUAAGGUAAAGAUAAUGAAGAAUAUGAAGAUAGACUACUUGAAAAGUUUAGCUGUGGAGGGAGAGACAGGGGAAGCUAGAGGUAGAUGUAUAAUUAAGAGAAGAAUGCUUGAACAAAUCAUCUAAAAAACCAUUUUGGUCAUAAGGAUUUUAUGAAACUUCUCUUGUUCAUCCUAAUUUCCAUUCUGAUGAAACAAUGUCUUCCCCUGAAGAAUACCAUGGUAUUUUGGAAAUACAUUUAUUGGGGAAAAUGUUAGAUGGCAAUAUUAGAAAUUAUAUGAUUUAUUUUCUCUAUAAAAAUAUAAAUCCUGGAAUUAGUGACUGUACCUAGAGGUCAUUUUUCUACAUGUCUAACAGCUAAGCUAUCACAAUCAAAAAGAAAUCUGUUUAUAAAAAUCAGCACAA